GCACGGUAUAUCGUUAAGAUUAACUGUUUAGACAGAUCAUUUAUACUAGAAGGAAUCAUGAUGUAUUCGUAUUCAGUAUUCAGUAUCGGAAGAACGACAAAUUGUGUGCAGCACUUAUUAAAACGCGUAUAUGUCAGAUUACCACAACAGAUUUCAGCUUUACACACACAACCACCUGUUUUUCAAACAAACCGAUGUCCUUCGUCUAAGUGGACAUUUUAUCACACUCAAUCGCUCUACACAGGAGUUCAUUUCUGUAGUAAGAACGAUGGGCAGAAGGACACUGACCAGGUGUCAGUUUCCAGAAGUUCACACACACCUCCAGCACACAAAGUCAAACAAGCAGGCAAAGAUUUCACCUAUUUGAUUGUGGUGUUCAUUGGACUCGGUGUAACAGGUGGACUGCUGUAUGUGGUCUUUCAAGAGCUGUUUUCCUCUUCAAGCCCAAGCAAAAUUUAUGGAAAAGCUUUUGAGAGGUGCAGAACUCACCCAGAGGUAAUUGGAGCUUUUGGAGAGCCCAUCAAAGGCUAUGGUGAAACCAGUCUGCGUGGAAGAAGACAACAAGUCAGUCAUGUCGAGUACAUGAAGGAUGGACUCAAGUACAUGCGGCUGAAAUUUUACAUUGAGGGAUCUGAAUCAGGAUUACGGGGAACUGUUCAUUCUGAAUCAAAGGAGAAUCCUGAGACUGGAAAAUAUGAAUUCAGGUAUAUCUUUGUAGACAUAGACACAUAUCCCAGGAGGACAAUCGUCAUUGAAGACAACAGAUAAAAUUAGUUUUAACACUGUUAUGCAGUAUUGGUAAUUUCAAUAGCAGUGGAUCGGUUUGAAUUUUGUUGUAUUGAUCUUCCACAGAUUAGUCUACAUAAACUUGUGAUGAUCUGGAUAUUUGGACAUGAGAGCACUUGUACAGAAACAUCUGAUAUUUUGUACAAGGAUUUG
This is a messenger RNA of Sinocyclocheilus rhinocerous, 939 nucleotides long. Its product is annotated as mitochondrial import inner membrane translocase subunit Tim21-like. The transcript has 6 exons. NCBI's taxonomy places the organism in Eukaryota, Metazoa, Chordata, Actinopteri, Cypriniformes, Cyprinidae. Gene Ontology annotation, cellular component: TIM23 mitochondrial import inner membrane translocase complex. The record is from RefSeq and is a predicted model, not a curated record. Gene Ontology annotation, biological process: protein import into mitochondrial matrix. The coding region runs from base 58 to 768 and encodes 236 amino acids.